Messenger RNA from Colletotrichum spaethianum, 675 nucleotides. Its product is annotated as acetylxylan esterase 2. Gene Ontology annotation, molecular function: hydrolase activity. The record is from RefSeq and is a predicted model, not a curated record. Lineage: Eukaryota; Fungi; Ascomycota; Sordariomycetes; Glomerellales; Glomerellaceae. The transcript has 4 exons. Bases 1 to 675 code for a protein of 224 amino acids.
AUGCAUCACCACCUGAGUCUGUCGGCCAUCGCCGCCCUCGUCCCUCUGGCUCUCGCCCAGGCGCAGCAGCCAUGUGCGCCGGUCAACAUCAUCGUCGCCCGCGGCAGUGUCGAGGUCCAGGGUGCCGGUCUGUUGGGUAACAUUGCGAAGAACGCGUCGAGCCAGAUCCCCGGAUCCAUCAUCACGCCGCUGGUGUACCCGGCACAGCUCGACCCCUACCCCCCGUCAGUGGCGGCCGGUGUGACCAACAUGACGAGCCUCCUGAACCAGCAGGCGCAGCAAUGCCCCGGAACCAAGCUUGUGUUGAUGGGAUACUCUCAGGGUGCGCAGGUGUCGCUCGACACCCUCUGUGGUACGACGGACGGCCCAAACUUCAACACCACGGUGGCACAGGCGCCGAUGGUUGGAAGCAAGAUCGCCGCCGUCGUCUUGUUCGGUGACCCGACUUUCAUCGCCAGCCAGCCCUUUGCCAGAGGCACCAGCAAAAAGAACGGCAUCUUCCCGCGCCAGGACUUCUCGCAGUGCCAGAGCCUCACAACCAGGUUCGCGUCCUUCUGCGACGACACGGAUCUCUUCUGCGCCUCGGGCCAGAAUCUGACCGUCCAUCUCGGCUACUUCCAGAACCAGCAGUACAUCGCCAUGGCGUCGUCCUUCAUCGUCCAGAACGUCCGGUAA